This is a messenger RNA of Apaloderma vittatum (bar-tailed trogon), 795 nucleotides long. It is a transcript of the gene ZDHHC12, whose product is annotated as zinc finger, DHHC-type containing 12. Gene Ontology annotation, molecular function: protein-cysteine S-palmitoyltransferase activity. The record is from RefSeq and is a predicted model, not a curated record. Gene Ontology annotation, biological process: peptidyl-L-cysteine S-palmitoylation; protein targeting to membrane. Gene Ontology annotation, cellular component: endoplasmic reticulum; Golgi apparatus. NCBI's taxonomy places the organism in Eukaryota, Metazoa, Chordata, Aves, Trogoniformes, Trogonidae.
GGCGAGGAGGAGCUCCUGCUCUGCUUCUGGUACCUUUCAGAUCUGCGGGAGCGGGAGGAGCGCGGAGAGCUGCUGCAGCCGCUGGUCUUCGUCGCCCUGGUCUUGUGCUCUGUCCUGCUGUACCUUCAGGUGUCUCUCAUGGAUCCGGGCUUUGUUAAGUCAGAAGAGGAAGUGAAGGCAGGCAAGAGUGAAGAACAAACCAUAGUGAUACCCCAGGCUCCGAGUACCAUUCAGAUGCGGCGUUGUGGUUACUGCAUGGUGAAGCAACCGAUGCGAGCCAAGCACUGCCAGUGGUGCCGACACUGCGUGCGGCGGUACGACCACCACUGUCCCUGGCUUGAGAACUGUGUAGGAGAGAGGAAUCACCCCCUCUUCAUAGUCUACUUGAGCGUGCAGCUUGUAGUUCUGCUGUGGGGAGGUCACGUUGCUUGGUCAGGCCUCUACUUCGAACAGUCUUGGGACUGGCUGCAGCACAACAUCUUCCUCCUUGUGUCCUUCCUCCUGAUAGUCAUAUUCACCAUCGUCGUCCUGCUGCUGCUUAUUUCACAGCUCUAUCUGAUCUCAUGCAACACCACCAUGUGGGAAUUCAUGUCGCAUCACCGCAUCUCCUACCUGCGACAUUCUGAGUUGGAGAAUCCCUUUGACCAAGGGGUACUGCUCAAUCUCUGGAGAUUCUUCUGUUCACGCCACUUCACUGCAUGGGAGAACAUCUACUUUCACAGCAACAACGAGCCUGUCCAGCCAGAGCAGCACCAACCUGGUAGAGCGCCAACGCAGCUGCAGGCUGCCGAGUAA